Fomitopsis serialis is the source of this 1363-nucleotide messenger RNA. RefSeq lists its product as uncharacterized. Bases 340 to 1284 code for a protein of 314 amino acids. Lineage: Eukaryota; Fungi; Basidiomycota; Agaricomycetes; Polyporales; Fomitopsidaceae. The record is from RefSeq and is a predicted model, not a curated record. The transcript is spliced from 3 exons.
GGUUCUCGUGUCGGAGAGAUCGUCGCACAAUUCAGAUGGUCGGAGCAGGUAUUCGACUGUUUCGAUUUCCCGGCACCCGUGUUACGGGUCGCCGACAUCACCCAGGGUUACCCGACAUACCAGGAGCAAGCGGGCGGUGAUACCCAGCUCUUGCUGUUCCAAGGAGACACUCCGCGUCUCUUCCGCCUUUACCUAUCCAAGAUCCCCUGGUGUCCAGCGAACAAGUUCAGCACCCUCACACAGUUGUAUCUCCACAAUUGCAGCUGGUCAGGACCCUUCACUGCGCUCGCUUCGCUCCUCAGUGGGACUCCCAACCUUGUCGACUUGGUAUUGGACAAGAUGGACUGCCUUUCCGAGGACGAGGGUAUUCAUUUGCCUAAACCUCGCCUUGGUAGGCUGCAGCGACUUACGCUGUCGUCUACACGCAGCAAAUCACGCCGUACAAUCGUCAGGAGCAUAGAACUCGGCGCAUGUACCUCGGUCUCUAUGUACGGCGGCUCGGAUUUACGAGACCCUCUUAUACUGGAUGACAUCCAGAGAUCGAGGGGCCCGCGCGCCGAUCAGUGGUCCAAGAUCUAUCUUCUGCGCACCCGGCCACGCACCGCCCCAGGCACCUUGCGAUACGUCAACCCUCGCCAGACCCAUUGUGUUCUAUGUGAAAACAUGGACAUCGUAGGCGCAGAGUGGAAGGAGACUAUCACCACGAGCGAAGGAUCUGUACAGCUCGUAUCCUCUGUUAGGAUACCAGCCCAAGUCGAUACAUCUCUGGUCCGCGAGGCAUGGAUCAUCGAGCUUUCAUACCAUGAUGAACACUCCAAACUUGGUUUCUCCUCAUCAGACUUGGUCAGCCUCAUGCGGCGCAUGCCAGCACUUGAGUCUCUGACGAUGUCCGACGAGACCCUCAGCCGGUUCUGCCAAUCACUCAUGUUCGCCCGCGAUACACUUUGCCCGCGACUAUCUUCGGUGCACAUCCUGCUCAAUGGAUGUUCGUCUGGUCCAGUAUCCAUCCUCAGGCCACUCGUUGCCAUCCUGCGCUCCCUCCCUCGCCGCGUAUUUAAGGUCAAGAUUGGUUAUCUCCCAGGUUUCAAGAAGGAACGCGUCUAUGCAACGGAAUUUGACGCGUUUUUUGAUUCUGUCGAGUACGUGUCCUAUACCGAAAUGCCACAUAUGGAGAUGCCGCCUGUUUACCGUGCCGACCCACACUCCUUCUGGCCAUCGUGGCCUCUGCCCAAGUGGAAGAGUCAACUUGAGAUGUGGAGCAGAUUUGCUGGAGACGUGGAGUAGAUUUUAGGAGCUGGCAUCUGGGCCGCGGCGGUUUCUGUCUCUUGCUCUUAGGUCCUGCUGUUGAGGAAGCUGUCGAAUC